AUGACGUCACAGUACCACCCUCUCCCUGGCCUGACCGCGACCGCCGCCCGCUUCUCCGGCAGCACGUACGGCGAGGGCGUGUUCCUGAUCCUGCAGACGGCGCUGAUCGCCGCCAUGGUGCUGCACUUCAGCGGCCAGCGCCUGCUGACGCUGCUGUUCACGCUGCUGUACCCGGCCGCGCUGUACGUGCUGCUGGCCGGCUUGACGCCGCUGCACGUGCUCUGGACGCUGCAGUCAGCCAACGUGCCCAUCAUCGUGGCGGCGAAGCUGAUCCAGGCCGUGUCCAACUUCCGCAACGGAUCGACGGGCCAGUUGUCGGCGGUGACGGUGUUCCUGCUGUUCGCGGGCUCGCUGGCGCGCAUCUUCACGUCCGUUCAGGACACCGGCGAUACGACCCUCAUCGUCACCUUCAUCGCCACCUCCCUGGUCAACGGCUUGCUUGCCGCCCAGGUGCUCUACUACUGGAAUGCCAAGCCCGCCAAGCCCGCCAAGAAGAAGGCAGGGAAGAAGGCCAAGAAGAGUGAUUGAUCUUGGCGGAGCGGAGCCUCGUUAGUCUGUAUUUGGAUUCGCCGAGUGGCGCGGGUAGGGAGCGCCUGGCGAAUCUGGCCGCGCGCUGGGUUGUUUCGUCACGUUUUUCGAUUGUUCGUUCCCAUCGCGUAGGGUCGCGCACAUAUAUGCAAUGAAUCCAUGAUAGCAUCGGGGUGAACCAAUGGAAUGAAAGCGCGGACGGGGCCUGUGUGAUCUUGCAUGUACAAACGUAGGCGCUCCAUACUCCACUACGAAUGUGCAGCUUGUGAUUUCGUGCAUCGGAACCCGUGUCCAGUUCCGAUGUUCUUCAGUAGCCUUUUAAAGGCGUGGAAGACAUUCUGGUGGCGUCCAUUGUGGCUGGACGGCUCUCGCCGUCAGCCGCCUCGCGCCGUGGUAAUGCUCAAUGAUAUGCUCCGUGUGAUUUCCACGGCCCUCGCCGGCGCCUAUUCUUGUCGACUCCUCUGUCGUGUAUCAAUACAGACCCGCUGACGAGC
Messenger RNA from Pollicipes pollicipes, 1022 nucleotides. RefSeq names its product mannose-P-dolichol utilization defect 1 protein. The coding region runs from base 1 to 528 and encodes 175 amino acids. Gene Ontology annotation, biological process: oligosaccharide biosynthetic process. NCBI's taxonomy places the organism in Eukaryota, Metazoa, Arthropoda, Thecostraca, Pollicipedomorpha, Pollicipedidae. The record is from RefSeq and is a predicted model, not a curated record. The transcript has 2 exons.